Molecule: messenger RNA, 628 nt
Organism: Linum trigynum
Lineage: Eukaryota; Viridiplantae; Streptophyta; Magnoliopsida; Malpighiales; Linaceae
Source: the annotation of a GenBank genome assembly
UGGACAUGGAGCAGUUUUCGACUCAUUAGGGGGAAACCAUGGCUCUCUAGCAAAAUAGGGUUUUCUGGCUCUUCCAACUUGGGCUAUCCGUUGUUCUCCCACUCUCCUGCUCGUCCCUCACCGCCAUGGAUAGUUACACAUCCGCUGCUGUCGACGGCCAUCUUCUCACUCCAGUCACCAGAAAACCCCCACUCCGUUCGUCAGCAGACCGUCAUGGCCCCAUAAGCAAACUAGGAGACGAUCUCCUCGUGGCGAUUCUGAUUCGCCUCCCGAACGCUAGAUCCGCCUUCCUGUGCAAAUCCGUCUGCAAGCGGUGGAGCUCCCUCAUCUCCACUUCGGCCGCAGUUUCGUUUAUCACCGUCAACAGAGCAGGAUCGACGACGGCGGCGAACAACCUCCUUUAACCUCACGCGACACUGAAUUCAUCUUGAGCUUUCUCCCAGUGCCUGAUGAGAUACGAUCCAAUUUCGUACUUUUGGGUUGCUUCAAGGAAUUCGUUUUAUGCGGCUUCGUGGACUCUGCUGCUGCAGGAGAUGAUUGUGAUGGCGAGAUGACGAGAUUGUUCUUCGUCUGUUCCUCUGGCGCCGAAAAGGUCGGUCGGGUAUCAUAACAAAUGUUUAGUCUGUGA